This is a messenger RNA of Clonostachys rhizophaga, 1392 nucleotides long. NCBI's taxonomy places the organism in Eukaryota, Fungi, Ascomycota, Sordariomycetes, Hypocreales, Bionectriaceae. The record is from the annotation of a GenBank genome assembly.
AUGUCAGCCAUUGUAGGGAGGCGGGUCUCACUCAGAGGGCCAAACCCCGUUGCCCGGCCAUCCUAUGCGGCGGCUAACUCGCGGUGCUCCUGUACGAGCGUCAGAGGAUUCCACAUGACUUCGAAGAGGACAGGAACACGCAAUGCUUGGAUGCCGAUGCGCGUCAAGACGCCGUGGAUUGAGGCUCUGACUCAGAGCCAGGAGACCUCACGCAAGCUAGAAUAUGGGUUGCAGACCAUUCAACCUGUCAAGCCCGACCUCACGCCAAAGAAGAUGUCGGAUAGCUAUUACAGCGCUAUCCUACCCUUGGCACAAGACAAAUGGCUGCUAGACACCUACCUCAACUCCUCUGGGCACAUUCGGCUUGGUUCCUUGGUAAUGGACCUUGACGCAUUGGCCGGCAUAAUCGCAGCACGACACACUGGUGACGGCGUGAGCAAUGUCACCGCAGCCGUGGAUCGAAUCAGCAUCCAACACCCGUUGAUGGAGAUCUGUGAUCUUGAACUCAGUGGUCAAGUCACAUAUGCGACUGGUCGAUCGAGUAUGGAGGUUUCUGUUCAAGUUUCCAAGGCACGCCCGGAAGGUGAGGAGGCCAGACCCGAGGAUGUGAUGAUUACAUGUGCUUUCACAUUUGUGUCGCUGGACCCGGCGACCAAGCUGCCUGUCCCUGUGGCACCCUUGAUCGUCGAAACUCCGGAAGAGAAGUCUCUCUUCGCCAAAGGCGAACAAAACUACAAUGCCAAAAAGGCAUUACGAAAGCGGAGUCUCCUGGAAACGUCUCCUGAUGAUGAAGAAUCUGCAUUAAUUCAUGACAUGUGGAAGAAGGAGACAAAAUAUCGCAAUCCGCAAUAUCCUAACAUCCGACCAGAAGACCAAAUAUACAUGAGCGAGACAGUUCUUAAAUCUGCAAUGAUAAUGCAACCUCAGGAUCGCAACAGGCAUAACUUCAUGAUCUUCGGUGGUUUUCUACUUAAGCAGACUUUUGAGCUUGCCUUUUGUUGUGCUGCCUCCGUCUCUCACAGCCGGCCGAACUUCCUCGCUCUUGACCCAAGCACCUUUGAGAACCCAGUGCCAGUUGGAAGCGUCCUCUACCUCCGUGCCUCGGUAGCAUACACUGAACCUGAAUCCCGGGAGGGUGAUCCAAGCAAGUUCACAAAGGUCCACGUUCGUGUCGACUCCAAGGUUCGAGACGUGGAGCACGGCACCAAAAAGUCGACGGGCAUGUUCAACUAUACUUUCCUUGUGGAGAAACAACUACAAGCCAUCCCAAAGUCAUAUGAAGAGUUCAUGAUCUGGACUGAUGCACGUCGCCGAGCGAAGAAUGCUCUCAACAUCGACCCGUCGCACGGGACGAGCGCAUUACGUAGUAUCAAGGAUAGUGUCACGGAGUAG